UAUACACAGAAGUAUAUCAACACUCCAAUAACCAUACAGACAUCAAAUACAUUCAUACCUAUCACACAUAGACCAAAUCUACGACGCCAGCAAUAACAACAAUCAUGAUUGAAAUCCACCAAUACCACCUCCCCCCAACAGACCUCAUCCCGAACUCCCCCGCCCCCUCCUCCACUACAAGAACGUCCUUCCCCGACACCCCAUCACAAAGCAAUGCUCCCCAGCCGACACAUGGGCGCUCUUCACCAGCAACAAAUGGUCCGUCCACUGGAUCUUCCGCUACAGCCACACACAAGUCUCACACUACCACUCACAAGCGCACGAAUGCAUGGCCGUCCUCUCCGGCACAGCGCGCAUCCGCUUCGGCGUCGCGGACACCUCGCCCGACAUGGAAGCUAAUACGGAGGGCACCGCCCACGAAGCCGGCGGUGUCGAGCUAGACGCCGAAGCGGGCGACGUGUUCGUCAUCCCCGCGGGGGUGGCGCACAAGACGCACCACACGCGCCCAGCCGCUGACUUCGCCCUACUGUCGCCGGGGACGGGGCAUGGCAUUGAGGCGGAGGACCCCCGGGCGGCGCUCGGAGAGGUCCGACUGGAUGGGUUCACCAUGAUGGGGGCGUAUUGCGGGGGUGAUUGGGACUUUCUGGCUGCUGGGGGGGAGUUUGAGACCGUGUGGGCGGUGCCGAAGCCGAGGUUGGAUCCAGUUUGGGGGAGCGAGUCGGUGGGGCUUCGUAAGACGUGGGUGGGGAGUGGGGUUGCGGCGAGGUCGAAGAUUUAGUUGUUUACUCUGUAUUGUUUUUGAUCUGCUAGAGUGAUUCCGAGGUGAUUGGGUUAGGGUUGGGAGGUACAGGGUAAGUAGGCUACGGGUGGUUGAUCCGAUGUGCUCCAUGUACACCACUCGGGCCGAGAUCAGUGCCAGGUUAACCAUCAUAGAUACACC
Molecule: messenger RNA, 940 nt
Organism: Aspergillus campestris IBT 28561
Lineage: Eukaryota; Fungi; Ascomycota; Eurotiomycetes; Eurotiales; Aspergillaceae
Exons: 1
Coding region: 329-778 (149 amino acids)
Source: RefSeq, a predicted model, not a curated record